CCUGACGCACUUGCUGAAUCCGAUUGCAAAAGACAGUGAUAGAAAGAGGCAGACCAUGAGAGAGAGAGAAAGAGAGAAUUGCACAGAAGAGGAUAAAGUGACACGGCACAAAAGAGGGAGGGAACAAGAAAGAGGAAGACAGAGAUUGCACCAGAGACAGAACACACAUCAAUGUCAAUGGAAGAUCCAGACAGAUACACACACGCAUACACAAUAAGAAAGAAAAAAAGGUGAGCAAGAAAGAGAGAGAGAGGGGAACAGAUAUUGAGAGGGUGAGAGAGAGAGUGUGUGUGUAUGAGAGAGAGAGAAAGAGAGUGUGUGUGAGGGAGAGAGAGAGAGUGUGAGAGGAUGAUUAGGAGCGAGUGUCAGAGAGACCCUCGGCAGCGCUUGGCAGAGCGUCACUGAGAACUGGAGCGGUGUCUGUUAGAACACACGGCUGGAGCACAAGCACGUCUCAGGGGCUCUGAAGCGGCGUCACAGUAUUCCAGCACUCCUCGGGUUCUGUCGGAGAGCCGACGACGGGGACCCACUUUCUGGACUACAGGUCGGGUUCUUGUCUGUUCUCCACCUGCUGUCUUCACAAAGGACUGAGGAGCCAUCAGUGCUGUCAGUGGCAAGUGUGUGUGCGUGCUCACGCACGUGUGUGUGUGUGUGUGUCUGUGUGUCGGCAGACAUGGUAGAGUUUGACUGCUUCUGCCUCCAUCGACGGGAGAGGUAUUACCCCUAGGAAACCUCAAAUGGAUCCCCGGAAAGCAAAGCUACAGUUCGGCUAAGGAUCAAGCCAGGAGCCACUAGACACUCUCACACACUAUACCACCUGAAGACACACACACACACACACACACACAUAGAGAGAGACACAAACUCAUGCGUCCCUCCACUCUGGGUAGAGAGCAGGUCCAGUGUACUGCACUGUAAUUGGUCAAGACAGACCACUGUGUUCCACUCUCCCCCCCUAAUUGGUUCUAGCCAGAGUGGCUCACUCUCUGAGUCUCGCCUCACCGGCAUGAGCGUGGGCCGCCCGCACCGGUACAGCAUAGUUGGGUCGGACGAGGACGUCCACAGGCCUGGCAAGAUGCCCGCCCUUGGCAACGGCUUUGGCAAUGGCAAGAUUCAGACGCGGCGCAAGCGCCGGAACCGCUUCGUCAACAAGACGGGCCAGUGCAACGUGCGCUUUGCGCACGUGGAGGAGCAGUCGCAGCGCUACCUGGCCGACAUCUUCACCACCUGCGUGGACGUGCGCUGGCGCUGGAUGUUUGUCAUCUUCUCGCUGGUCUUCGUCCUGUCCUGGCUGGGGUUCGGCCUGGCCUUCUGGGUCAUCGCGAUGGUGCACGGGGACCUGGAGCCGCCGCCGCCGGCAGUUGACACUGGGGACGGGAGUGACGGUAACGCCGGGCCAAGCCUGACGCCGUGUGUCAUGCAGGUGAACAGCUUCGUGGCGGCGUUCCUCUUCUCGAUCGAGACGCAGACCACCAUCGGCUACGGUUUCCGCUGCGUGACGGAGGAGUGCCCGCUGGCCGUCUUCAUGGUGGUGCUGCAGUCCAUCGUGGGCUGCAUCAUCGACUCCUUCAUGAUUGGUGCCAUCAUGGCCAAGAUGGCGCGGCCCAAGAAGCGCGCCGAGACGCUGCUUUUCUCCCACAACGCCGUAGUGGCCAUGCGCGACAGCAAGCUGUGUCUCAUGUUCCGUGUGGGUAACCUGCGCAAGAGCCACAUCGUGGAGGCCCAUGUGCGCGCCCAGCUCGUCAAGCCUCGCUUCACCGAAGAGGGCGAGUACCUCCCUCUAGAACAGAUCGAUAUCGACGUUGGCUACGACCAGGGCUACGACCGCAUCUUCCUCGUUACACCUGUCACCAUCCUUCACGAAAUCGGUGAGGAGAGCCCCCUCUUCGGCCUCAGCCAGCAGGACCUGGAGACUGCCGACUUCGAGAUCGUGGUCAUCCUCGAGGGUAUCGUGGAGGCCACGUCCAUGACGGCGCAGGCACGCAGCUCGUAUCUGGCCAGCGAGAUCCUGUGGGGCCACCGCUUCGAGCCAGUGGUGUUCGAGGAGAAGAACCAGUACAAGGUGGACUACACACACUUCCACAAAACCUAUGAAGUGCCCAGCACACCACGUUGUAGCGCCAAGGACAUGGAGGAAAACAAACUGGUGCGGUCGGGCAGUGCCAAUUCCUUCUGCUACGAGAACGAGCUGGCCUUCCUGAGCCGAGACGAGGAGGACGAGGAGGUGGCUGAGCAGGAGGAGGGGCGAGCAGAUCGAGGAUCCGAGCUGGAGACUCUUUCGGCCAACUUAAACUUGGAUCAGAGGUCCUUUCACAGGGAGUCGGAAAUCUGACCUUCUCUCGAGCCUUCUGGCUGAACUCCAAUACUGAUGUCUGACAGAGUUGGUAUGCAAAGCUGUCAUUACAGUUUGGUUUUUUCAAGAGUAUUAUGGAGAACAAUGCAAGAGCCAUAGGCCAAUAUAACUACUGUACAAAAAAUGCACCUACUGCAAAUCAACUUAAUGGUCCCAAGAGUAACUGUAUAGGAAAAUGGAGAAAAUAGGUUGGACAGCUGACUGAACAGAACUGAACUGAACUGGGACUUGGGAUGGGACUGGGACUGGGAUGUGACAAAUUAGAAUCAUCCCUGAAGAAAACUUGAAUUUUCCGGCAGUAGAGUGAGCUCAGAGCUUUAAAUAAUGCAAUAAGAGACUAGGGCGCCAUUCUGUGUCAAUAAUAUCUCUACCUUCUCAAGAAGUUUGACGCCAUGUCCAUCUGAAAUGGAGUAGGUCUCCUUGACGCCUAAGUGUUUUCUUAUCCAGUCUAUGAUUAUCAUGCAGGCGGAAGCCAUUUUGGACACAGUCACAGUGACCCUCACCUAGAAGCCCUUCAUAUGUUACAAGCAAUGAAGCUAGCAGUCCCAAGUAGGUAGUUUGGUAUGCUAUUUUAAGCCCCAACUCAGUGCCAAGAUGAUGUGCUGUAAUACCAACCCUAGGAUGAAAUCGAUGACGAGCAAAAAAACAACAAACUUUGAUUGCACAUAAGUAACUUCUUUUUUCACUGCCUGACAGGACUGCAAACAGCUACAGUUCUUUAUAGAUUGCCCUGAUUCUACAGGUUUAAUAAGACACUUUUGGGGGGCGGCCAGAGCUUGCUGGACAAUUUUUCAGUAUGGCAUACCACCCCCCCUAGAGGCCCGGAAAGGUGCAUUAUCUCCACUUAGUGUCCAGGAGCAUUAGACUCCCACGAGGUCUCUGAGCGUCCUUCAGAAUGCUGCUUUCCUUGUUGGUACGCCUGCUUCUUGCAAGUAGUGUGCUAGUGAGAGUAAGAACAGUCUGCUUUUUCUUUUUUGAAAAUAAUGAUAAAAAAAUGAGGCACUGGACAGAAGUAACCGAAGUGGGAGGUGGUAAUAGUCACAAAAAAACGUUGUCUUGAAAAGUUGUAUUUUCUUCACGGUCUGUCUGUCUGGACUGUUUGGUUCAGUAUCACUGUAAAAGUGGAAGAAGUAUUUAUUUAGAUAUUGCUAAGAGCUUUGGGGAACAUUUCUGAUGUAACUGGAGUGGCAUAGCACAUUUUAUGAAAUAUAUAUUUAAGCAAAUGUAAAUAGAUUAGUAGAUGUUUUAAAGACUAUAGGGUAUAUGUAGACACAGUUGUGAACCUCAUGGAUAUCCUUGCCAGGGUUUAAGUAGAAAGGGCAAUAAUAAUAAUAAUCUAUUUAGUCCCAUACACCGCUUUACAUGUGUAUGCAAAUACUGAAGAUAAGCAAUCUCAUAUGGCUACAUAAGCCAGUGGGGUUGCUAUGAGAAAGAGAAACAUUGACCUCUGACAGCACAAUGUCAUUAAAAUGCCUAAUAUCAAUCAGGGACUAAAAACAGUAUGAUUUCCAUUUCGGUUCGUUCUGAGCAAAAACAUUAUUUUUGCGUUCCCGUUCCAGUGUUCCAAGGCCUCUCCUCUAAAUUGUAACUGGCUGUUACUGUGUUAUGGAAAAAUGAUUAAUAUACAGUAGUUCCUUCAAAAAUGACAUUGCCUUUACAAAGUGAUUUAUUGCAGGUGGCACAAUAACCUGAGCUUUUUCUGCCUUGAAGCUUAAAUGAAAGCACAAUAGAUAUCAAGGGUAACUGUUACAAGCACUGUGCCUGAAUUUAGGCGAAUUUAGGCAAAAAAAUGAAAAUAGGCAUUUAGCCGAUAUAAUAUAGAGAUCUAGCCUAACUUCAGGCACAGACAUUUUCCUUGCUUUAAGCCCUAUAAAAGUCGAAUCUAUGCAUAUUGCUAUUAAACUGCAUGACACUAGACCUAGGUAUUUUCUUAGUGUCUCUGGUAUAUUUAACACAAUGUUUCAGUAGGCUACUAUUUGGAAACAGUGGUCAGACUAUUGAAAUCCAUCUUAUCAACACAUAGUAGACCUAGCCUAUUAUACAGGAGAGACACUGAUUCUUGAAAAUCUAAAUUUAGCCUAUAAGGGGUCUGCGGAACACUGUGUGGGCAAGUGAUUUCCAAGCCAUGUGGACUUUUGAAUUAUAUUCAAGGUAAAGUUCAUUGGAAUGACAAUUACCGUUAUUAACCGGCUAUCUGAAAUUGAAAAUAGUGUUUUCACUCUUGGUUUUGUACCCGUUUUUGGUUACGUUUGUCCAAACAGUUAGUUCAUUUUUGGUUUUAGUUUUUGCUUUUUGAACCAUUUCAAAUCCCUGAUAUCAAUUUACUUGUACUGUGUCUCACAGCAGCUUGACUUAACCGCUGGGGAAGGUGUGGAGGAGAAGGUAGAGAGGGUGUGUGUGUGUGUGUGUGUGUGUGUGUGUUGGAGGGAGGAGGAGGGGGAGAGGCGUGAAGAGAUGAGAUAAGUGUUCACCCGGUGACUCCAUCCAUCAUUGUGCUCUGCAGGAGGCACAUGUACUGUAGGCCUGAUUAAAUGAGGUGGCCUUAUGUAAGGUCAUUUAAAUAAGUUUAAUGUAUCCUAAAAUGAUUACAGCCAAACUUCUCAAUGUAGUUGACAAAGUUAAGGAAUUAUCAAGAGAGAGAGAGAGAGAGAGAGAGAGAGAGCAGGCUUAUCCUAUCUAUGCACACACACACACACACACACACACACACACACACACAUGUACAUGUGCGCUUGCGCACACACACAUACACACACACUCUUUGAGAAAAUGUCAUCCUGUAACCUUAGUAACAGAUCCCCUCGUGAGUAGGCUGUAGUGAUGUCACAUCUUGUAUAGAUAACCAAAGCAACCCACAAAGGAUGAGACUGACUGUCUGUCUAUCUGUCUGUCAGUCAACGUUUCUUUUCUUAAGUCAGUUUCUUUAUGUAGGUUUAUUUUUACCCCCCCCCCCCUUUUUGUUUUGCUCUGUAUUGUUAUAUGGUGUGCUGAAGCAACACUCAUCCUCAAGUGUAUGACUAUGUCCUGUCUAUCAAAGACGACAUAAUUAAGUUAACAAGUGUAACCAAGGCGACGGGUGUAAUUAUGGUAACCACCAGGGGAGAGCUGAGCCUUGAUUAGAUCACCCUGUGUUUUUCCGCAUGUCCCUAGGAAACGCUGCUGUUAGGACAACCUCAGAUGAAUUCCCUUUAUCAUUUUAUUCAGUCAGACCCUAGCACUUAACACUUCACACGUGGUGGCAAUAUCACACACACUCACACACACACACACACACACACACACACACACACACAUACACACACAAUCAGUGUACAAAUUCAUUUACAAAUGAAGCCAUAGUUGCAAACAAAUGUAUUGUUAUUUCUGUAUUGUGCAUUUUAUGACCAGUUGUUUCCAUUUCAUGAUCAUCUUUUCUUGUGUUUAAUUUUAGUCUCACAUGUUACCUUAUAGCCUCCCACAAGGAACCAUAUACUGUACAAUUGCAUAAUUGUACACCUACCAAUACAUGCACAUAUACAUAUACGUACAUGCACGCACACACAUACACACACAUGCGCACACACACACACACACACACACACACACACAUACAUACAUAUAUUUUCACUCUCACAUACCAAGCUAUAUUAGAUGAAGGAUCUACACCAUGAGGAUGUUGUGGGACCUGUGAGGGAGGCAACAGUAUGUUCUGGCAAUGCAUCAUCACCAUGGUUACUCUUUCUUUUAUAAGAAUGCCUGUGUGAACUAUGACCUCUGUGGAUGUCUUCCUCUGAGCUCAGAUGACAGGAUGCUGGUCAAGUCUGAUUCCUCUGGA
Alosa sapidissima (American shad) is the source of this 6167-nucleotide messenger RNA. It is a transcript of the gene kcnj12b, whose product is annotated as potassium inwardly rectifying channel subfamily J member 12b. Gene Ontology annotation, molecular function: inward rectifier potassium channel activity. The coding region runs from base 1007 to 2332 and encodes 441 amino acids. The record is from RefSeq and is a predicted model, not a curated record. Gene Ontology annotation, biological process: potassium ion import across plasma membrane; regulation of monoatomic ion transmembrane transport. The transcript is spliced from 2 exons. Gene Ontology annotation, cellular component: plasma membrane. Lineage: Eukaryota; Metazoa; Chordata; Actinopteri; Clupeiformes; Clupeidae.